CACCUCCCCAACUUCACCACCUAUCUCCGCUUUACCCUACCGAUCAACAGACUGACCUACCUAGUCGGUUAGGCGUGUACGGGAACGCGCGACAUUCUUUUUUCAGCUUUCUCACACAAGUACCUCAACCUCUACACAUAUUACUGACGAGAACAACAAUCCGCAAAUCACUUUGUCAUGUCUAAUCCACCUGUGUCUGGUACUGGCUCCAGCGGCCUGCUUGGCAGUACCAAUACCAGCGGGAGUAGUUCCUUUAGUGCCCCAAGUACAAACACCAGUGUAAACUCAGGAACCAGUUUUUCUUUCGGAAUUGCAGCCUCUGGAGCAACCAGUGGGCCACCAAGCGGGGGGCUCCCUUUCGGUGGUGCGGCUUCCGGCGCAAGUACCCCGAAGCCUACAUUCGGCGGAUCCAACCCAAAUCCAUCCGGAGGUCCGUUAUUUAGCGCCCAGUCUGCUACACCUACGUCUGCACCUGCCCCAGGUGGCCUGUUCGGCAAUAAGCCUUCUGGCGGUGGUUUAUUUGGAGUUACCCAAACCCCUUCUGGAGGUCCGUUUAGUGGUGGUGCCUCAACUACCCCUGCUGGGCCUCCUCCCGGAUCGGCCCCCAAAAAUUUGUUUGGCGGAGGAAAUCCCGGGAUUUUCGGGGGUGGACAAAAUGCGAGUCAGCCGUCUGGUAGCAGUGGCGGUCUCUUUGGGGGGCAAUCACAGCAAGCUAGUCAGGCGUCGAAGCCACUAUUCGGAACUAGUGCCACGGCUGCAGCUGCUCCGUUGUCUGGUGGUCUUUUCGGAUCUACACCUGCGGCAGCAGCUUCCAGUGGUGGUAUGUUUGACGGCGCACAGGCUCAACAAGCCGCCAGCUCCUCAGCAUCGGCUGCCGGUGGACCUGCGGAGCAGAAACCGGGUGGCCCUUUUGGUGGUGGUGCCGGCCCCUCUACAACGCCCGCAUCAAAGCCUCCUACUUCAGGGUUUUUUGUCCCUCCUUCAAGUUCGGCAACCCCAACAGCUCCGGCAGGUACAGCCCCUCAGGCCUCGAUGUUUGGUGCACCAGCCUCUACACCCACCGCUCCCGCAGCAUUUGGUGCUACUCCGGCCAAAGAUGGUGCGUCUCAGUCGUCGGCGCCAAACCUCUUCGGGAAUCUGGCUUCUGGGACAGCUCCCAGUGCGUCGUCAGCCCCAGCCAAUCCCUCGUCAUCUUCUGGUACAGGGGUCCCCCCAUUCUUUGGAGCUACUGCAGCAUCAACUGGGACCAGCACUCCACCUUUGUUCGGUAGCGCUUCUAAGCCUCCCGGUGCCCCAGCUUCUUCUGCCCCCCCGACUCCUGGGGGUCUAUUUGGAAAGCCUCCAGCCACCUCUGGACCCGCUACAAGCACUGCAACUACCUCAGCGUCAGCCGCCCCAAAUUCUGCACCUAGUGGACUCUUUGGCGGCACUACAGCUGCUACCUCUGCUGCUCAAUCUCCUACACCAGGUGUCACUGCAGGGGCGGCAUCUGGACCCUCUAGCCAGGCUAACGCGCCGGGGGCCUCUAUCCCAGGCGCUACCAUGUUGCCUCCUCCUCAGUCCAGGCUGAAGAACAAGUCUAUGGAGGAAAUUAUCAACCGUUGGACCAGUGACCUCGAGAAGUAUAAGGCUGAAUUCGUUCAGCAAGCAGACGACAUCAAGAAAUGGGAUAGCAUCCUUAUUGAGAAUGGUGAAAAGAUAACAAACCUGUUUUCUGAGACUUUGGAGGCGGAGAAGACCCAAGGAAGGAUGGAUACUGUUUUGCAACAACUCGAGAGUGACCAGGAGGAAUUGGGAACAGCGCUGGACUACUAUGAAGCUCAGAUUAAGGAUCUUUUCGAGGCUCAGAUGGGUGGGGUUGAAGGGAUGCAGCCCGCUGAUCAGGAGAGAGAGAAGGCUUAUCACUUGGCUGAGAAAUUGAAUGAUCAGUUGGCGGGCAUGGGCAAUGAGCUCGGUGGAAUGAUUAAAGAAAUCAAUAAAGCAAGCACAACAAUCAACAAGACUACUAACGCUGAUGAUCCGCUUUCUCAAAUUGUCAAAAUUCUGAACGAUCAUCUCUCGAGUUUGCAGUGGAUUGAUUCUCAUACUAAUUCUAUGGCCGAGAAAAUCAAUGAAGCCCAGAAGAAGGCGAGGGAUGGUGCAGGUGGUGCUUUGGGGGGCGAUGAGGAUUACUUUCCCUCAUCUUCUUAUAGGAGCAUGAGGUAAAGGUUUACUGCGGUGUUACAAAAAUUGGAGGCAUUAUUGUGAUGGUCAGAGCCCUCGGAGUCUUUUCUUUUGCUUUUUUUCCUCUACUUUCAAACCAAGUUCCGUAGAGAGCAUACUGUGGUUGGGAUUUUUUUUUUUACUAUUUUCACUGUUUUUCUCCAUUUGAUUGUUGGCCAAAAUGUACUCGUACUCUACCCUAGCUAUGAC
Molecule: messenger RNA, 2412 nt
Organism: Tuber melanosporum (Perigord truffle)
Lineage: Eukaryota; Fungi; Ascomycota; Pezizomycetes; Pezizales; Tuberaceae
Exons: 5
Coding region: 178-2205 (675 amino acids)
Biological process (GO): protein import into nucleus; RNA export from nucleus
Cellular component (GO): nuclear pore; nuclear pore central transport channel
Molecular function (GO): structural constituent of nuclear pore; phospholipid binding
Source: RefSeq, a predicted model, not a curated record